CAUAAUUCAUUCGUUGCUUGCCAUAAACGAAAACAGAAACAUCAGAUUACGACCAUGGCGGACCCCUUAAGUUUACUUAGGCAAUAUAACGUGAAUAAAAAGGAUAUAAUCGAAAGAGAUGGCCAAAUUAUCUUUGGAGAAUUCUCCUGGCCUAAAAAUGUCAAGACGAACUAUCUUAUGUAUGGAUGUGGAAAGGACGGCGCAGCAAAAGAAUACUACACACUAGAGUGCUUACUAUUCUUUCUCAAGCACGUGACUCUCACCCAUCCGGUGUAUGUACGCCAAGCGGCGGCUGAAAGUAUCCCAGUAGUGAGACGUCCAGACCGAAAGGAGCUACUGGCCUAUUUAAAUGGAGAAACUGCGAGCUGUGGGGCUAUCGACAAGGGCGCUCCAUUGGAACUCCCCACACAAGUCAAAAGAUCCGCGGAUUACGAUGGCUUAGAGAGCAUCUCGAAGAAACCCCGGUUUGAGGACACACACGUGCAAAAAGUGCGAGAAAAAUAUGCCGCACGUCUGGAUACGCCAAAAGAAGCCUCCGUGACUGUGGACAACAUCAAGUCGCUCUCAGAGGCAAUGUCUGUUGAGAAGAUCGCUGCCAUUAAAGCAAAGCGUUUGGCUAAGAAAAGGAAUACCAUCAAAGGUAUCGAUGAUAUUGGACAGGAGUACGACAUCAGGGCCAUUCUGGAUUUGGACGUGGACAUAACAAAGGAUAUUAUAAGCAGGGAAAGGCAAUGGCGUACUAGAACCACAAUUCUGCAAAGCACAGGAAAGCACUUUGCCAAGAACAUCCUGGCCAUGCUGCAAAGCAUACAGGCAAGGGAAGAAGGUCGGCAAAGGCCUCAGCCAGUUCUGCCGCCUAUAACAACGCCCCGCCCAGCAAUCCCACGUCCGAUUCCGGCCCAGCAGUCCGCAUACAAUCGUUACGAUCAAGAGCGAUUCAAUCGGCAAAAAGAGGAGACUGAAGGCUUCAAAAUCGACACCAUGGGCACUUACCAUGGGAUGACUUUAAAAUCUGUCACUGAGGGCCAACCAAAGACUCGCCCUCAACAGCCUGUUAGUCAGGCGCCCCAAACUCCGUUGCCGGUGAGCCAAGCAAGGCCACCUCCAGGUGGGAUGCAAAAGCGGGUGUCCAGGACCCCGAUUAUCAUAAUCCCAGCUGGUGCAAACUGCUUGAUAUCCAUGUACAACGUCAAAGAUAUCCUCCAGGAAAUGAAGUUUGUCACCCAAGAGCAGAAGAGAGGUCAAGGAGGAAAGCGAGAUAAUGAAGUGCUGAUUCAGCGCCAAAAGAACGGUCAAACUGUUCCCUAUAGAGUAGUGGAUAACCCGACCAAGUUAAGUCCUAGCGAUUGGGACCGAGUCGUGGCAGUGUUCGUGAUGGGGCCAGCCUGGCAGUUUAAAGGGUACCCUUGGGAAUCUCCCGUAGAAAUAUUCGAUAAAAUCGCCGCUUUCCACGUGAAGUAUGACGAAAUGAAACUGGAACCCAAUGUCGCAAAAUGGAACGUGACCGUAAUUCAGCUGUCCAGAACGAAACGGCAUUUGGAUAGAGCUCAACUGAUGGUGUUUUGGGAAAAAUUGGACAAGCAUAUCAUGCAACACAAGCCACAUCUGCGAUUUUAAUGGGCUGAAACGUUUCAGUCACUACCACCUGUAUAAAGAUCCAUGCCUCAUUUGUAUAUAGCUCGCCUUCGGAAUAAAUACUUUAUUUCACA
Molecule: messenger RNA, 1709 nt
Organism: Dendroctonus ponderosae (mountain pine beetle)
Lineage: Eukaryota; Metazoa; Arthropoda; Insecta; Coleoptera; Curculionidae
Gene: hyx
Product: parafibromin
Exons: 8
Coding region: 55-1617 (520 amino acids)
Biological process (GO): positive regulation of transcription elongation by RNA polymerase II; transcription elongation by RNA polymerase II
Cellular component (GO): Cdc73/Paf1 complex
Molecular function (GO): RNA polymerase II complex binding
Source: RefSeq, a predicted model, not a curated record